CCGGUACCUUUUUACUGACUGGGGACCAUUAUCGCUGUGACACCAGAGCCCGGUGGCGCGAUGGCGGCUGAUGGGGAGCAGCGGGGUCGGCGGCCUCUGCUUCCGAUGAGUGCGGAGGUCGUGGACUCCAACCCAUACAGCCGGCUAAUGGCUCUGAAGAGAAUGGGUAUUGUUGAAGAUUAUGAGAAAAUCCGUCAGUUUGCAGUGGCAGUCGUGGGUGUUGGUGGGGUUGGCAGUGUGACAGCUGAAAUGUUGACAAGAUGUGGCAUUGGUAAGCUUUUGCUAUUUGAUUAUGACAAAGUGGAACUGGCCAAUAUGAACCGACUGUUUUUUCAACCUCACCAGGCUGGUUUAAGCAAAGUGGAAGCAGCAAAGCACACUCUGAGGAACAUUAAUCCUGAUGUUGAGUUUGAAGUUCAUAACUACAAUAUUACAACAAUGAACAACUUUCAGCUUUUCAUGGAUCGAAUCAGGAAUGGUGGGUUAAGUGAAGGGAAGCCCGUGGAUCUAGUACUGAGCUGUGUCGACAACUUUGAAGCACGUAUGACAAUAAACACUGCUUGCAAUGAGCUUGCCCAGGUGUGGAUGGAGUCUGGGGUCAGUGAAAAUGCAGUCUCAGGGCAUAUACAGCUUCUCAUUCCAGGAGAAACGGCCUGUUUUGCGUGUGCACCCCCACUUGUCGUGGCUGCGAACAUUGAUGAGAAGACACUGAAACGUGAGGGGGUCUGUGCAGCCAGUCUCCCUACCACCAUGGCAGUGGUGGCAGGCCUUCUUGUACAGAAUGUCCUCAAGUACCUGUUGGGCUUUGGUUCUGUCAGUUAUUAUCUGGGUUACAAUGCAAUGCAAGAUUUUUUCCCAACAAUGAUGAUGAAGCCAAAUCCAAAUUGUGAUGAUAAAAUUUGCAGACUCCGCCAGAAAGAGUACAAGGAAAAAGAAACUGAACAACCAAAGGAGAAAUUGGUGGAGGAGGAAGAACCGAUAAAACAUGAAAAUAAUGUCUGGGGUAUUGAGCUUGUUUCUGAGAUCUCUGAUGAGGAACUGAAAGCUGCUUCAGGCUGUGUUCCAGACCUUCCAGAGGGCAUCACAGUAGCCUACAGUGUGCCAGUUAAGACGGAUAAUACCAAUGUCACUGGAGAUACAGUUCAAGAGACAGAGGAGAGCCUGGAGGAUCUCAUGGCUGCAAUGAAGCGGUUAUAACUAUUUGCCAUUCACAGUCCAGUUGACUGAAUAUUUCUUAUGACCUGAACUGCAUUGGGUCUUAUGUGAAUCAUGGUGUCCAGAGCCAGCAGUGCUGGUGAAUAUAAUUGUACUGCUUUAAAAACUGUCCUUUCUAAAAUUUUAUUGCAUUAGUGACUGUACUUCAUUGUCAUUUUACAUUCCCCAGUAAGUUAUGGUGUAAAUGUCAAGAACAUGUUUAAUUAAACUGCAAACUUAAGUAACACAAUGGCUGCAGUGGUUGUGUUAGAGUCAGAAUUCUACAGCACAGAAACAGUCCAUGCCAUACCAUUAUUCUGUCUAGUCCCAUGGAGCUGCACCUGAAACUGCCCUCCAUAUCUCUCCAAUUCAAAUUUCUCUUAAAUAUUAUAAUUGAGCCUGCAUUCGCCACUUGCAAUUGCAGGUUGUUCCACAUAUGCACCACCCUCUUACUGAAGGGUGGGGAGCUUGGCUGAAGCAAGUCCCAUAAAUGGACUCCUCAAACAACAUCAUUAUAGGAUUAAGAUAAAAAGGUUUCAUUUUGGACCCAACAUCAGAAGCAUAAUUUGGUAACGGGCUGAAGGAUUGUUGCAGCAAUGGCCAUUGACACAUUUAUCAUUAACAAAUAUCCAGAACUUUGUACAUGGUACAGUUCCUGAAGUUAAUUUGAAAGGAGGCAUUGAAAAAAGCUGGAUCUUAUCCUGACACAGAUAAGUAAACUGAAUGAUAAAAACAAAUGUGGUUUCAAUGCUAUAUUUAAUAUUCCAAGGUACUGAUUAUACUGCUCAAACUAACAAUACAUCCCAUUCCGAUUAAUACAUGAAAUUGUAUUUCCAUAAUAGAAACAGAAAACCUACAGCACAAUACACACAAUACAGGCCCUUCAGCCCACAAUGCUGUGCUGAACAUGUACUUAUUUCAGAAAUUUCCUAGGGUUACCUGUAGCCCUCAAUUUUUCUAAGCUCCAUGUACCUAACCAGGAGUCUCUUAAAAGACCCUAUCAUAUUCACCUCCACCACCAUUGCCAGCAGCCCAUUCCAUGCACUCACCACUCUCUGUAUAAAAAAACUUACCCCUGACAUCUCUUCUGUACCUACUUUCAAGCACCUUAAAACUCUGCCCUCUCAUGUUGACCAUUUCAGCCCUGGUGAAAAAGUCUCUGGCUAUCCAUGUGAUCAAUGCCUCUCAUCAUCUUACACACCUCUGUCAGGUCACCUCUCAUCCUCUCGCUCCAAGGAGAAAAGGCCGAGUUCACUCAACCUAUUCUCAUAAGGCAUGCUCCCAAUCCAGGCAACAUCCUUGUAAAUCUCCUCUGCACCCUUUCUAUGGUUUCCACAUCCUUCCUGUAGUGAGGCGACCAGAACUGAGCACAGUACUCCAAGUGAAGUACUGCGGUCCUAUAUAGCUGUAACAUAACCUCUCUGCUCCUAAAUUCAAUCCCAAAGUUGAUGAAGGCCAAUGCACCAUAUGCCUUCAUAACCACACAGUCAAUCUGUGCAGCUUUGAGUGUCCAGGCCCCAAGAUCCCUCUGAUCCUCCACACUGCCAAGAGUCUUACCAUUAAUACUAUAUUCUGCCAUCAUAUUUGACCCACCAAAAUGAACCACCUCCCACUUAUCUGGGUUGAACUCCAUCUGCCACUUCUCAGCCCAGUUUUGCACCCUUUCCAUGUCCCACUGUAACCUCUGACAGCCCUCCACACUGUCCACAACACCCCCAACCUUUGUCUCAUCAGCAAAUUUACUAACCCAUCCCUCCACUUCCUCAUCCAACACACACAAAAUGCUGGUGAAAAGCAGCAGGCCAGGCAGCAUCUAUAGGGAGAAGCACUGUUGACGUUUCGACACUGGGGAUAGGGUUCCCCUUGUCCUCACCUACCACCCCACCAGCCUCAGGGUCCAAUGUAUAAUCCUCCGUAACUUCCGCCACCUCCAACAGGAUCCCACUACCAAACACAUCUUUCCCUCCCCCACUCUUUGUUUUCCACAGGGAUCGCUCCCUACGCGACUCCCUUGUCCAUUUGUCUCCCCCCAUCCCUUCCCACCGAUCUCUCUCCUGGCACUUAUCCUUGUAAGUGGAACAAGUGCUACACCUGCCCUUACACUUACCCCCUCAUCACCAUUCAGGGCCCCAGACAGUUCUUCCAGGUGAGGCGACACUUCACCUGUCAGUUGGCUCCAGCCUUGAACUCCAGGCCAGGUCUUCACAUGCUGCGAUUGUGUCUCCCAUCUCCCCUUCCCCCACCACCACUCUGCAAUCCCCUCUCCCUCAGAUCCCAUCGUCAGCUCCUGGGCCCUCAGAGGCUCCAUCUUCCUCUCACCCCAACCUUUCCCUCUCCACUGACACUACCAGCCUCCCUCCCCCCUCUGAUCCCAUCUCCCAUCUGUGCUGGGUCUUUACCAUUCCCUCCGACCUUCAACUCUAAGGCAGAGCACUCUGACCUCAGUAAGGGCCUCAGCUUUGUCCCCUUAACCCACACCUCAGCGAGUUCUGUGUACACCAUGACACUGAACUCUUCUUCCGCUGGCUCCGUCUCCGAGCUUACUUCUUUGACAAGGACUCUCCUACCCCCACCGAUGACCCCUUCUCCCGUCUUCAACCCUCCUCCUCUUCAUGGACACCCCGCUCUGGUCUUCUACCUGCUCUGGAUCUCUUUAUUGCUAAUUGCCGAUGGGACGUCAACCGUCUCGACUUCACCACACCCUGUUCCAGUUCCAACCUCACUCCUUCUGAACGCUCUGCUCUCCGCUCCCUCCGCUCAACUCCCAACCUCGCUAUCAAACCUGCUGAUAAGUGGGGAGCUGUUAUUGUCUGGCGUUCUGACAACUACCUGGCCGAGGCACAGCGACAACUCUCUAAUACCUCCUCAUAUUUACCCCUUGAUCAUGACCCCACUAAGGAGCACCAGGCCAUUGUCUCCUAUACCAUCACCAACCUUAUCAGCUCUGGGGAUCUCCCAUCCACUGCCACCAACCUCAUAGUUCCCACACCCCACACUUCCCAUUUCUACCUCCUACCCAAGGUCCACAAACCUGCCUGUCCAGGUAGGCCUAUUGUCUCAGCUUGCUCCUGCCCCACCAAACUCAUUUCUGCAUAUCUUGACACUGUCUUAUCCCUCCUUGUUCAAUCUCUUCCCAACUAUGUUCUUGACACUUCUCACGCUUUGAAUUUUUUCGAUGAUUUUAAGUUCCCUGGCCCCCACCGCCUUAUUUUCACCAUGGACGUCCAGUCCCUAUAUACCUCCAUCCCCCACCCAGACGGUCUCGAAGCUCUUUGCUUCUUUUUGGAUUCCAUACCUAACCAAUCCCCCUCUACCACCACUCUCCUCCAUCCAGCAGAAUUAGUUCUUUCUCUCAAUAAUUUCUCCUUUGGCUCCUCCCACUUCCUCCAAACCAAGGGUGUAGCCAUGGGCACCCGUAUGGGUCCCAGUUAUGCCUGCCUUUUUGUUGGCUUUGUGGAACAGUCCAUGUUCCAAGUCUAUAUGGGUAUCUGUCCCCCCCCUUUUCCUUUGCUACAUCAACGACUGCAUUGGCACUGCCUCCUGCACGCAUGCCGAGCUCGUUGACUUCAUUAACUUUGCCUCCAACUUUCACCCUGCCCUCAAAUUUACCUGGUCCAUUUCUGAUACCUCCCUCCCCUUUCUUGAUCUUUCUGUCUCCAUCUCUGGAGACAGCUUAUCUACUGAUAUCUACUAGAAGCCUACAGACUCUCACAGCUACCUGGACUAUUCCUCUUCCCACCCUGUCUCUUGCAAAAAUGCUAUCCUCUUCUCACAAUUCCUCUGUCUCCACUGCAUCUGCUCUCAGGAUGAGGCUUUUCAUUUCAGGACGAAGGAGAUGUCUUCCUUUUUUAAACAAAGGGGCUUCUCUUCUUCCACCAUCAACUCUGCUCUCAAACGCAUCUCUCCCAUUUCCCGCACAUCUGCCCUCACCCCAUCUGCCUGCCACCCCACUCGGGACAGGGUUCCCUUUGUUCUCACCUACCACCCCACAAGCCUCCAGGUCCAACAUAUAAUUCUCCAUAACUUCCACCACCUCCAACGGGAUCCCACUACCAAGCACAUCUUUCCGCAGGGAUUGCUCCCUACGUGACUCCCUUAUCCACUUGUCCACUCGUCCCCCCCAUCCCUUCCCACC
Molecule: messenger RNA, 5329 nt
Organism: Hypanus sabinus (Atlantic stingray)
Lineage: Eukaryota; Metazoa; Chordata; Chondrichthyes; Myliobatiformes; Dasyatidae
Gene: uba5
Product: ubiquitin-like modifier activating enzyme 5
Exons: 12
Coding region: 61-1197 (378 amino acids)
Biological process (GO): protein ufmylation
Cellular component (GO): cytoplasm; cytosol
Molecular function (GO): UFM1 activating enzyme activity
Source: RefSeq, a predicted model, not a curated record